Messenger RNA from Aspergillus ochraceoroseus IBT 24754, 906 nucleotides. Its product is annotated as zinc finger MYND domain-containing protein. The record is from RefSeq and is a predicted model, not a curated record. NCBI's taxonomy places the organism in Eukaryota, Fungi, Ascomycota, Eurotiomycetes, Eurotiales, Aspergillaceae. Bases 216 to 869 code for a protein of 217 amino acids. The transcript has 5 exons.
GAUCUGAUGUAUAUGCGAUGUUCCAACGACCACUGAGUAACAGCAACUCCUUAUUUUAUACUGACUGCCAGCAAUGCCAUCAAUACCUACCCCCCCCAGAAAACAUCCCAGCAUUUCACAGUGACUCGGACCAAGCAGGACAAAUAUCGGAGAAUCCUAUUAGUAUAAAGCCUCCUCCCCAGCGAGGGUAAGAAUCCGCAGCAGACGGCGACAAGAUGAGCGUCUUCGCAAAUCUCCGAACAAAUCCCCACUUCCCAUGUCUGAACUCGCUGCCUGGUGAACUAUCUAUCAGUGCGGCACCAAUGAGGGAAUAUGCAGAAAGACCCUGGUGCUUCCUAGGGGAAAUCACCCAAGCCACAAUCGUUCGGUUCUUUAGCGUGGAAUUGUCUGUUCGCGAUAGCGAUGGCGCCGGGCUCACAGUUAUCUUCGCCUGUCACGAUGAGCCUCCUCAGAAGAAUUUACAACCAGGUCGGGCCAUUCUUAUCUUAAACCCGUACAAAAGACCCCUGGGGGGCGGGAAGAUUGGAAUUGCGGUGAAUGACCUUGGGCAUUUCAAGGUGUUGCCAUUUGGGAUGCAGGCGUUGUUCGAGCUCAAUGAUAGGGUACAGACAUUCUGUAGCCCUAUCCACGGGAAAAGACCCUGUCACGGAUGUGGUACGAGAAAAAGAAUCAUAAAUAAAUGUCAGCAGUGCUUGUUCUUUUGGUAUUGCAAUAGGGAAUGUCAGGAGCAAGCCAAGCGCCACUUGGGACAUAGAGAUGACUGCGCCGUGCUCCAGGACCCAGAUAUGCGUGCAUUAUUUCGCCUUCAAUGGGGAGAGUUAGAUGAGUUUAAAUGUCUACUACUAAAUGCUCAAGAGAAACGGUUAUAGAUGUAACAUCACACAUACAUACACACUACUAUCCUAG